GUUAUUGACGAAUGUAUACGAACCUUACCGAACACGACGCCAUAUUGUAAUGUCAGGUUAGGUGAAGGUGGUGAAAGCACUUGCCUUUUAUUUACUAAAGUUGUUAAAAUAAACGUUUAUAAUAUAUUGUGAAUUGCUAAAAAAUUUAAGGCGCAGGGUGCACCGUUGCAUCCGCUAAACCAUGAGUUAUCAGAUACCAUCGUCACAGAGCAGAACAAUGUCUCACAGUAAUUAUGGUGGUUCUGAUGUGCCAAUGGCUCCCAGCAAGGAACAGCAAACUCUCAUGUGGCAGCAGAAUUCAUAUUUGGUUGAUUCUGGCAUCAACUCUGGAGCAGCUACUCAGGUGCCAUCACUUACUGGCAAAGAAGAUGACGAAAUGGAAGGUGAUCAACUCAUGUUUGAUCUGGACCAAGGCUUUGCUCAAGGGUUCACUCAAGAGCAGGUUGAUGACAUGAACCAGCAGCUGUCGCAGACUCGUUCACAACGUGUUCGUGCUGCUAUGUUUCCUGAAACUCUUGAAGAGGGUAUUGAGAUACCAUCCACCCAACUGGAUCCUGCGCAACCAACUGCAGUCCAGCGAUUGUCUGAACCGUCUCAGAUGUUGAAACAUGCUGUUGUCAACCUCAUCAACUAUCAAGAUGAUGCAGAUUUGGCUACCAGGGCCAUCCCAGAAUUAAUAAAACUCUUGAACGAUGAAGAUCAAGUUGUAGUAUCUCAAGCUGCAAUGAUGGUACACCAGUUGUCAAAGAAAGAGGCAUCUCGCCAUGCUAUUAUGAACUCACCACAAAUGGUUGCCGCUUUAGUUAGAGCAAUCUCUAAUAGCAAUGAUCUAGAAACUACUAAGGGUGCUGUCGGAACCUUGCACAACUUGUCUCACCAUAGACAAGGUUUACUUGCCAUUUUCAAGAGUGGAGGAAUUCCUGCUUUGGUAAAACUUCUAAGCUCUCCAGUGGAGUCAGUGCUGUUUUAUGCCAUCACCACCCUCCAUAAUCUACUUUUACAUCAAGAUGGAUCUAAGAUGGCAGUACGUCUUGCUGGGGGCCUUCAAAAGAUGGUAGCAUUAUUACAAAGAAAUAAUGUAAAAUUCCUAGCAAUUGUCACAGAUUGUCUGCAGAUUCUGGCUUAUGGAAAUCAAGAAUCGAAGCUAAUUAUUCUUGCCUCUCAAGGACCUAUUGAAUUAGUACGCAUUAUGCGUUCAUAUGACUAUGAGAAGUUGCUGUGGACUACGUCAAGAGUUCUUAAGGUUCUGUCAGUGUGCUCAAGCAACAAGCCAGCAAUUGUGGAAGCUGGUGGCAUGCAAGCUCUUGCCAUGCAUCUGGGUAAUCCCAGUGGCCGUUUAGUACAAAACUGCCUUUGGACUUUGAGGAAUCUUUCCGAUGCUGCUACUAAGGUUGAAGGAUUGGAAGCUCUCCUUCAGAGCUUGGUGCAAGUACUUGCUUCAACUGAUGUUAACAUAGUUACUUGUGCUGCUGGCAUACUCUCGAACUUGACUUGUAACAAUCAAAGGAAUAAGGUGACAGUUUGCCAGGCUGGCGGAGUAGAUGCGCUUGUACGCACGGUAGUAUCUGCUGGGGACAGAGAGGAAAUAACCGAACCAGCUGUUUGCGCUCUCCGACACCUCACAUCGCGUCACGUGGAGAGUGAGAUGGCUCAAAAUGCAGUUAGACUUCACUAUGGACUGCCGGUGAUAGUGAAGCUGCUGCAGCCGCCUUCGCGCUGGCCGCUGGUGAAGGCCGUGGUGGGGCUGGUGCGCAACCUGGCCCUGUGCCCCGCCAACCACGCGCCGCUGCGCGAGCACGGCGCCGUGCAUCACCUCGUGCGCCUGCUGCUGCGCGCCUUCAACGACACGCAGCGGCAGCGCGGCGGCGCGGCGGGCGGCGGCGCGGGCGGCGCGUACGCGGACGGCGUGCGCAUGGAGGAGAUCGUGGAGGGCGCGGUGGGCGCGCUGCACAUCCUGGCGCGCGAGGGCCUCAACCGCACGCUCAUCCGCCAGCAGAACGUCAUCCCCAUCUUCGUGCAGCUGCUCUUCAACGAGAUCGAGAACAUACAGCGUGUAGCAGCUGGAGUCCUCUGUGAACUGGCUGCAGACAAAGAAGGCGCUGAAAUGAUAGAAGCUGAAGGCGCUACGGCGCCACUGACCGAAUUACUCCAUUCGCGUAACGAAGGUGUAGCGACAUACGCUGCCGCGGUACUGUUCCGCAUGUCUGAAGAUAAGCCUCAUGACUACAAGAAGAGACUCUCUAUGGAGUUAACUAAUUCCUUGUUCCGUGACGACCAUCAGAUGUGGCCCAAUGAUCUCACCAUGCAACCCGAUUUGCAAGAUAUGCUCGGGCCCGAGCAAGGCUAUGAGGGCCUGUACGGGACGCGGCCCUCCUUCCACCAGCAAGGCUACGAUCAAAUACCGAUAGACUCAAUGCAGGGCCUCGAGAUAGGCAGCGGGUUCGGCAUGGACAUGGACAUCGGCGAGGCGGACGGCGCCGGCGCCGCCUCCGACAUCGCCUUCCCGGAGCCGCCGCACGACAACAACAACGUGGCCGCCUGGUACGACACCGACCUGUAGGCGCCUCCGCACCGUAGGGAUAGAGACACGCUAUUGACCUGAAUGUGGACUUCUAAUAACACACUUAACUUUACGACUCGUUUGAAAUUGUAUAUCUCUUCUGACGCUACACUGGUGAGGUUCAGUUACACUGGCUCACUUACUCUUCCGGCCUGAAGAGUACGUGAGCCAUGUUACUGAAGGCACGAGGAACGUAAAAUCUUAUGAGACCUCACUUAAUCCCAACGACGGAUCCGAGUUCAUAUCAAUCUAAUGUUUACUUGAUAUAGUAUGUCUCUAUCUUUUACCGAAAUUGUUUGUUAAACAUUUUUUUUUAUGACACAUCAUGUACAAUCAUUGUUACAAAUAAGUUUAAGAUCUUAAUGCAUUAACAUCAUACAGUUAUCCAAAAAGGUUUCGUUGAUGAAACAUAAUAUAAACAAUUUAAUUCUGUGAUAAAUUAGAUUCGGACAUAUCAAUAAAGGCAGCUUUCACGGUCGUAUGAAUUUAAUUUCAUGUUUUAGAUAAUAUUUGAAUGGAAUAUUACACGUUAAAUGUCAUAAAUUACAUGGGUGCUAUGUUUGAGAUAUACAAAUGGGACGUGUUUAUUCGCAACGCAUACAAAUUAUAAUGUCGCCCUGCAUUGGUUAUAUCGAAUUUUGUACGCGAACGUAUGAAAUGCGUGUAAUCGGAAAAUAGGGUAUACUUUAAUAUUUAAGAUAUAAAUAGGCUUUAAAAAUAAUAUUUUCUAGCGUUAUUAAGUAAUUUGAUUUAUGUAAUACGUGCAUUUAAGAAAUUUGUAGUGCGAUUUAUACUUGUUAUAAUAUUAUUGGCUGAAUGACAAUUUUUUUUUUUUAUUUUAUUUAAAUGACGCAUAAGACUGUUUGAUUGUGUAAGGGUUGUAUUUUAUAUUCACGCUUGACUGCCAUUUUGUUUUUAUUUCGACAUUACAUGAAUACGUGUACACUUAAACAGUUUAUAAGUGGCAUAUCACUUCAGAAAUACCGUAAGUCCAGCUUAAGUUACCUUAGCCAUUAAUACUUCAUUCGACAAUUUAUAUUAUCUUAUACAAUAUUUCAUGGAAACUAAAAAUUUAAAAAAAACAAGAAAUCAUUGUUUGAGUGUACGCAUAUUGAAUAGAAUUAGAAUUUUUUAAUGUUUCAUUAAAAAAAAAUACGAUUAAAAUUAGGAACAUGUAUUCGAGAAUGAGUUCUCUGUUAGAAGCUAAUUAGAGAUUGAACAAUAUAAUUAUAAUAAUGGGAUAGGAAGUAGUUCGACAUUCAUAUAGUGCCGUGUUUUAUGUCAGACAGUCACGAGACUCUGGUGUGACAUUGGGUACGAGGUGUCUGGUACUUUUGCAACUAUUGAAUAAACUGCUUUGCAUUUAAUGUAAUUUUCAACGUAAAUUGUCUUGUUGAAAUAUUGAUUAAAAGCGAUCUCCGCGAUCGAUGAAGAUAAGAUAGACGUUAAUCUUUUAUUAAAUACAUAAAGAUAUUAAUAACGUCUCUUAAUUGUUAUAUUCCAAGUUAAUUUAUCAAUAUUUCAAUGAGAUUUUCCGCAAAGAAAAUUUCGUUAAUAUAAUAUGGCAUCUGUGGGUAAUAAUUAUUAUGUCAUUAUAUGAAAAUGUAGGAAGAGCUUUGAAUCUAAUAGUUGUAAAAAUCAGAUGUCUAUACCCACUUGAAUAUUUAGCCAACAACUUAACUUUAACUUUAACUAACCAUUUAUUUGAUGUUAAGGUGUGUACACAAUAAACCAAUGAUGAUUAGUGCCAAAACAAAACGAUUAAUAUUUAUUUACCUAUGGUAUAAUAUGUUUUGUCUUUUGAAAUAAGCCUUAAUUUGUAUGGAAGAAGAAUUUUCCUAUUUCAAUUUUUGCACUCGCAACACUGUUCUAUAUUUAAGGCUUAGUUCAAACGAAAUCCGACUUAAUUUCGUUAUUAAUUAUGAGCAUAUUAAAAUGUAUACCCACCUUAACAAAAUCAAUGUUUUCUAUCCUAUAAGUUAAUUAUGAUAUUGAAAUGUUUAGGAGAUGCACACUAACGUAACAACAUACACUUAGUAGAAUUAGAUUAUUGUAACCGUCUAAAUGUAAGAUUUUAGUAUUAUUGUGUAAUUCCUUUUAGGGUUCUCAUAUAUAAUUUUUCUAUUUGAUAUUUUAAGUACCUUUACCAAUGUUUUUAUACUAAUUCGACUAUGAAGACAUUGCUGAAGUUUGAGGUUUUGUGUCCAUUUAUCUAUGGAUAAUAAAGUAAAAUUAAAAU
This is a messenger RNA of Vanessa tameamea, 4799 nucleotides long. RefSeq names its product armadillo segment polarity protein (gene arm). Gene Ontology annotation, biological process: cell-cell adhesion; canonical Wnt signaling pathway; positive regulation of transcription by RNA polymerase II. The coding region runs from base 182 to 2560 and encodes 792 amino acids. Gene Ontology annotation, cellular component: nucleus; adherens junction; catenin complex. Gene Ontology annotation, molecular function: nuclear receptor binding; alpha-catenin binding; protein phosphatase binding. The transcript is spliced from 15 exons. The record is from RefSeq and is a predicted model, not a curated record. NCBI's taxonomy places the organism in Eukaryota, Metazoa, Arthropoda, Insecta, Lepidoptera, Nymphalidae.